Aureobasidium pullulans EXF-150 is the source of this 1188-nucleotide messenger RNA. Its product is annotated as Methylthioribose-1-phosphate isomerase. The record is from RefSeq and is a predicted model, not a curated record. Gene Ontology annotation, molecular function: S-methyl-5-thioribose-1-phosphate isomerase activity. The transcript has 2 exons. Lineage: Eukaryota; Fungi; Ascomycota; Dothideomycetes; Dothideales; Saccotheciaceae. Bases 1 to 1188 code for a protein of 395 amino acids.
AUGUCUCUCGAAGCGAUCAAAUACAAGCGUGGUCAGCUCGACAUUUUGGAUCAACUUCAGUUGCCUCAUACUGAGGUCUACGAUGAGGUCAAGUCUGCACAGGAUGCAUGGCACGCCAUCAAGGAGAUGAGAACCCGCGGCGCACCUGCCAUCGCAAUUGUUGCUGCUCUUGGUCUGGCUGUUGAACUUGAACUCAUUGCCGGGAAGAAGGAAUUGUCAAGCGUUGCCGAAGAGGUUGAAUUUUUCAUUAAGGAAAAGCUCGAGUAUCUGGUCACCAGCAGACCCACCGCUGUGAACCUUGCAGACGCAGCAAGAAAGUUGCAAAAGAUUGUGCAGACGGCCGCAAAGGCCCAGAGUGCUUCAGGAACUUCAGUCAAGGACGCAUACGUCCAGGCUGCAGAGCAGAUGUUGGUUGAUGAUGUUUCGGACAACAAGGCCAUCGGCGAGCAUGGUGCCGACUGGAUCCUCAAGAACGCUGCUGGAGGAAAGGACCAGGUCAGCAUCUUGACACAUUGCAACACUGGAUCUUUGGCAACUGCCGGUUACGGUACCGCUCUGGGAGUCAUCCGUUCUGUUCAUGCCAGAGGAUCACUCAGGAAAGCGUUCUGUAGCGAGACCAGACCUUACAACCAGGGAUCACGUUUGACUGCUUUCGAGCUUGUACAUGACAAGAUCCCCGCUACUCUUGUCACUGACUCUAUGGCUGCUGCACUCCUCCGUCUCAAGGGGCCUACUGAGAACAUCGCAGCCAUUGUGGUUGGAGCUGACCGCGUGGCUGCCAACGGAGACACUGCCAACAAAAUUGGUACCUACUCGCUGGCUAUCUUGGCCAAGCACCACGGAGUCAAAUUCUUGGUAGCAGCACCGCGUACGACUAUCGAUCUCGACACCAAGUCUGGCGCAGACAUUGUCAUUGAGGAGAGAGCAGGCAAGGAGAUGACGAUGAUCAAGGGACCUUGCUACAAGGGAUCAUCACUCGACCUGAAGCAAAUUGAGACAGUCAGCAUUGCCGCCAACGGCAUCGAUGUAUGGAACCCUGCUUUCGACGUGACACCGGCAGAGUUGAUCGACGGAGUGGUGACCGAGAAGGGAGUGGUAGAAAAGGGAUCAGACGGAGUGUUCCAUUUCGAGGAUAUCUUUGCGGCUUCUGGGUCUGAUGUGAAGCCCACGACUGUUGGCGGCCUUUGA